CGCUGUCUUACUGCAGUGGUAGAUGCCGCCGCUGAACUGAAGGCGACAAUGUUGCUGCUCUUGUGUGUGCACACGCACUGACACACACAAUUCGAGCCGAUUGCACGCGUGUUUGGUCGGCAGGCGGCCGACGGCGAUGUGUUGGCGAGUGCCUCGGCGCAGCGGGAGAAGCGACUAGUCUGCCGACGGCGACGCAGCGCGAUGUGAAGGGAGGCAAAAAAGCGGUGUGAGUUGUCGCGCGCGCAAGUGACCCUCUGUUGAAAAAAAAUGGCAGCCCGUGUGGAGGACGCGAGUCCUUCCUCCUCCACCACCGACGACAUUGUUCGUAUUGGCUACCUCAAAAAACUAAAGACUAUGAAGAAGAAAUACUUUUUGCUUCGAAAAGAGAGUGCCAAAUUUCCAGCCAGGCUGGAGUACUACGACUCUGAAAAGAAGUUCAAGGCCGGAGCAUUGCCCAAAAGAAGCAUAACUUUGAAAAAGUGCUUCAACAUCAACAAGCGAUCGGACACUAGGGUGAAACAUUGCCUGGCAUUGUACACCAAGGACGACAGUUUUUGCAUCGUCCUUGAUACAGCCGAAGAGGCUGACGAUUGGCUCAACAAGCUCUUGGAACUGCAGAAUGGUGGCUCCGCUGUUCCUGGGGUCGUGCCCAAACCCACCUUUGAGUUUGUGUGGGAAGUCAAAAUGCAGGAGAAAGGGCUCGGCGCCAAUUACGAAAUUCUAGGGCCAUACCGCGUGUGCCUCACGGCAAAGUCUCUCAGUCUACUCAAAAUGAAUUGCAAGGAUGGAGCUGAAGAGGAGCGGAAUUUUUACGAUUUCCCUCUGGGUAGUAUAAGACGGUGUGGGGCUAGUGAACGAUUUUUCUACAUGGAAGUGGGCCGCAUGAGCGUCACCGGCGCCGGCGAACUUUGGAUGGUGACCGAGGACAACCACAUUGCCCAGCACAUGCAUAGCGCCAUCAUAGGUGCCAUGAGCAAGGGAAACAAGACCCUGGGCGCCACGCCUCCUAGUGCCGAACCCGAGCAGGACUCGCUGGGCCCUAGGCCCCGAAACAGAUCGAGUUCGGCCACCGAAUCCUCCAAGCCCAUCCUCGUGCAGCAGAGGAGGAUAAUCCACGCCAACGACUCGGUGACCUCGCUGGGCUACCUGGGAGCAGCCACACCCAGCACCAACUCUACUUCCUUGCUCUCUUCUUCACACACUGCCAGCCCAGCUACCACAGACACAAAUAUUGGUACAGAAACGAGCGGAAGUCGCGAGCGGUGCGACUCUCUGCCAUGCGCGCCGCGCACACGCACUACCAGCGAAAGUUAUGUUCCUGCCUCCAGUGCCCCGCACCACCACACGCGUGUGCUUGGACACGUCAUGUCCGGCCAGCGGCCAGCCUCGAUGUACGCCAAGCCUUCUCCCCCCAUCGACUGCUCCCCCGUCAGCCCCACUUCUGCCGAACACUCGACCGACCGCUCGGACAGUGCCGGCAGCUCGUUGUCCAUCGAUGAAAUCGACGGCAGCAUCCCCUGGCCAGCUGACCACUCGCGCCAACAUGGGCGCAGUAGUUUUAGUGAUAGCGCGGGUGGAUUUACGCCGCCCUCGUCCCGUUACUCGGCCCUGGAUAACGGCCGGUACAAGAGCCUACUCUCGCCAGACGAGUCGUCUGUGGCGUGUCCGAUCGCGGAGGAGAGCCUCACCGACUACAUGCCGUGGAGUCCGCACGAGGAGGAACUGCAGGAGUACGUGCCGAUGGAGCGCCAGACCAGACUCAACCUGCCCUUGGUCUCCUCCAUGAACAACAACAACAAUAAUAACAAUAACAACAACAAAUAUGAUACUUCCAAGACUGCCGGUUCUCCUUCAGAGGGCUGCUACAUGGACAUGAGCAUCAACAGUCCGAGCAGCUCGUCUCCAUUGGAAACCACUGGUGGCUACAUGGUCAUGAGUCCAGGGGCGGACAUAACUCCUCAGGCGCCACAAGCCUCCUCUUUUUCCCUCGGCAUGUACGUGUCUUCGGGCGCUGGCAGCAUCUCCUCGGCCAACCACAGUCGCGCGUCCAGCAUGGCUGAGGACACGCCCCUAGGCUAUGUGCCCAUGCUUCCCAUGUCCCUGCAGCACCGCCAAGAGUCUUACGUGGACCUCGACCACAGCAAAGGCUCAAUCGGAGGAAGCAGCUGCUCGUUGACGUCAGGAACUCACUCAAUGACUAACACUGGAGAUUUCAGCCAUCCUUACUCAUCAGAGUUUCACCUUGAAAAGGUGAGUUCUUACUUUGUGCCCUCUGAGGAUGAGGAGGACCACACCUCCGUGUCCCUGCAGCCCAGCCUAGAAGCAUCUCAGCUGCGGCCGACGCGUGCCUACUCGCUUGGCUCACGGCCAGAGGUGACGCGUUCGGCGGCCACGGCCAUUCCUCGGACUGAAACGCGGCCGGUGAGUGCGAAGACCCAGACUCACCGGAGCCCUUCGCGCAACAGAAAGAACACCGCCCCGCCCUACUUGUCCAGCUCGUGGUCCGGCUCGGGUUGCGUGGUGCCCACAAGUAGCGUGCCUCGGCGUCUUCAGACAAUCCAGCAGCAGACGCAGCAGCAACAGCAGCAGCUGCGCCGCCACGACGACGACGACAAUUUCAGCAUGCUGGACUUUUCCAAGAGCGACACCGCGGAGGACUCUUACGUGGAGAUGCGCGUCGACGGCAAACGCAGUCAGCCCAUCAAUAUCGGUGGGCAGACCAAGUCCUCUACCAGUCCGGUCUGGCUGUCGGGAUUUUUGUCCCGAAAACUAUCGAGCAGCACACCGCCCAAGGCUGUGGUGGCGCCAGAGCCAUCCACUUCUUCAUCGCCAUUCUCAUCGCUAAGGAAAAGGGCGAAAAAGGCAAAAAGGCAAUCAGAGGCAACGACACCGGUGGGCGUGUUUUUGUUCAGCCCGUCGACGCCGUCCAAGACUUUGGUGCCUGAGGAGCAGUUUGCCAAGCUGAACAUUGAGGAGCCUUCUGUGAUAGAGCGACGCGUAGGCACCGUGCAGCGGCCGCCGGUCGAGCAGCUGCGGCCACGCAACUCUGCCUCCGAGUCGGACUACGUGCCGAUGCAGCCAGCGUCGAAACGUGAUGAGGUGGUGCUGCCUCGCAAGGCGCAGUCCGAAUCGGUGCUGACCAAGGACGACAACUACGGCGAGGGCAACUACGCCCUGAUGACGGCCAAACCCAAGGCGAAACCUCCAGCGGCGGCAGCCGAGCCCAAGCCCUCGCCGCUGGCCGCCAAGGCCCCCCUCGCCGCGGCUGAAGACUACGCCCUGAUGGAGAUGUCGCCAGCGGGCCAGCUGGAGCCGUCGUCUGUGCUCAAACCCGUGCCAUCGGCGCUGGAAAUCAUGCAGGCCAUGCCAUCUCUCGGGCCGUCCGAACUCGACACGGACUACGCUCUGAUGAUGCCAGGUGAUGGCACAAACAGUCCUGUUCUAUUUGAGCCCUCAACGCCCAACCACUACCACCACCGCACUGAGGAGCAUUCGAGAACGCCCUUGGAGACUCUGAGGCUGAGGGACGUAAAGGACGCCGCCAAAUCUCCUGAUCCAACUGUCAAGAGACUUUCUUCGGAGCCUGUUAAAAAGGGAGAGACGUUGAGCGUCCACCCUGUGACGACCCUUAGCAGGCCUGACGACGGCGACUAUGCGGUGCUGUCAAAGGACGACUACGUGGUGAUGACGCCGGCUAUCAAGCCGCCCAUGCUUCUCACCACAGACGUGUCCCUGCACCUAAACAACCCGCCGAGCACCCUGACGGCGCACAGCCCCGUGGUGGCCAAGGAGUUGCUCGAGACGAGUAAGGGGGCUGCCACGUCGCCGCGGCCGCUGAAGCCACCGGGCAAACAGCCCGAGCUCAACUACGCAUCCCUUGAGUCUCAGGAGAGUGCCGAGGAGCAGCCGCCCUUCCUCAGAAACCUCUCGUCGGACAGCUCGGGCGAGUCGGACGCUACCACCGUCUGCUCGGCGGGCUCGUCGUCGGCCGCCACGGUGCUGACGUCCUCGGCCACCGUGACGCCCACGCAGUACGCGCAGAUCGACUUCGAACGCACCCAGCAGCAGCAGCAGCAGUGCAAGAAAAAGCAGCCACAGCAGCACGCAGCUGCCAAGAAGAGCAAAGUGCAAUAACGAGCAGCUCUCUACUAAGUCACUUUUACACGCUACUUCUGUCUUUUUUUAGUUUUCGUCUCCUCAGUCGUUUCGGACGCUUGCGCAGUAUUCCAGCUGCUUUUUACACUCCGUUCGUUCGUUUUACCUGUUGAUUACGUGCGUUACUCUUUAUCUAUUUGUCUCUCUAUCUGUCCGUCUGUGCAUCCCGCGCUUUUAUGCAGGCUUAGAAAUCACGCAGUUUUUCCUCCGCUCGGAACGAAAAUUCGAAACGCACGCGUCCUCAUUGCUUGCCUUGGCAGACGUAGGAUAAUACCACUAGCAACGGCAGCUGAAGUUGAGCUCUUUCUCACGGCCAAUGAGGACGCGUCUGAAGCCAGAGUCGGAGCAGCCCGCGGAGAAGUCCCUUCGUGUACUCUAAAUUGAAUGUUUCUCGCGCUCGAAACUUUUUUGUAACAAACCUCAUUCCGAGGUAACUUUGUU
Cloeon dipterum is the source of this 4596-nucleotide messenger RNA. RefSeq names its product chico (gene chico). Gene Ontology annotation, biological process: insulin receptor signaling pathway. Bases 268 to 4134 code for a protein of 1288 amino acids. The transcript has 15 exons. Lineage: Eukaryota; Metazoa; Arthropoda; Insecta; Ephemeroptera; Baetidae. Gene Ontology annotation, molecular function: phosphatidylinositol 3-kinase binding; insulin receptor binding. The record is from RefSeq and is a predicted model, not a curated record. Gene Ontology annotation, cellular component: cytosol; plasma membrane.